Messenger RNA from Guyanagaster necrorhizus, 492 nucleotides. RefSeq lists its product as uncharacterized. Bases 1 to 492 code for a protein of 163 amino acids. The transcript has 5 exons. The record is from RefSeq and is a predicted model, not a curated record. Gene Ontology annotation, molecular function: carbon-sulfur lyase activity. NCBI's taxonomy places the organism in Eukaryota, Fungi, Basidiomycota, Agaricomycetes, Agaricales, Physalacriaceae.
AUGCCCAUCGAACUCAAAGGUAGUUGUCACUGUGGUAUAGUCAGAUUCUCUCUUGAAUCCAGCACAGCUGUCCCUUAUCACCUUUGUUGCUGCUCCAUCUGUCGCAAGACUGCUGGGACUGGAGGGACCAUCAACUUAGGUGGCCAUUCGAACACCCUGAAGGUUCUUCAAGGGAAGGAACACAUUAGUGUCUAUAAAGCAGUAAUCGAUCGAGACACGCCUCAUGAACGUAUCGCUACUUCUCAGAGGAGUUUCUGCGCCAAAUGCUCCACCAUGUUGUGGCUGUACGAUGACACCUGGCCUGAGCUCAUACAUCCCUUCGCAUCUGCAAUUGAUACUCCAUUAGAGGUGCCAAAAACGAUGGUGUGCAUCAAGAUCAACUCCAAACCUGACUACGUUCGCCUUCCGGAAGGUGACAAGGAAGUGUAUGACGAUUAUGGUCCUCUGUCGUUGGAAGAAUGGCACAAGGAGCACAAUCUCUUUGCCGCCUAG